AUGGGAGAUUCAAAAAAAAAGAGAAAAGAAAAAGGUGAUUACAAUCCAUGGACUCCAGAUGAGACUAAGUUGUUAAUACAACUUCUUGUGGGAAGGAUCAACCACAAUUGGCGUGAUUCUAAUGGUAGCAUAAGCAAACUAACUAUUGAGACGAAGCUUCUACCAGAUCUCAACAAAGGUGUUUGUCGUCCAAAAGAUUACAAACAUUAUCAAAGCAGAAUGAAAUAUUUAAAACAACAAUACCAAAGUUGUGUCGAUCUUCAACGUUAUUCUUCUGGUUUUGGCUGGGAUCCUCAAACAAAAAGAUUUACAGCAUCUGAUGAAGUUUGGGAUAGUUAUUUUAAAAGUAAGUCUCUCGCUCAUCCUAAGGAUAAAAACCUACGUUAUGAAACAUUUGAAUUUUUUGAUGAGUUUCAAAUAAUAUCUGGAGAAGGUGUUGCUACCGGGAAAAAUGCAAUUGGAUUAGGUGAUAGUACAGAUGCACGUACAAACAAAGAAGAGUAUGUGCAUGGUAUUGAUGACUUAUAUGACUUAGAAAGAACAACUCAUCGCCAUGAGUCUCCAGAGCAUUUUGUACCAUUUGAUUCCCAGAAAACUUCAGAUUAUCGUAGAGAGAAGUUUCAACCAAAGAAAAGAGCUAGAUCUGAGAGAGGUACUUCCAAAAAAGAUGAAAAUUCAGUGAUGGGGAUUAGCAAUCAAAUCUUGAAUUUAAUACAGCAAAAAAAAGAAAGACAACAAAGAGAAGCGGAGAAAAAUCAGAAUAAUGUUUGGGAUGCUAUAAAAGAAAUUUUGGAUUUAGAAGAACGUAUAUGUUACAAAGCACUUACCAAGAUUUACCAUUUGGGAAUACAAGAUGUUUUUGUUAGUAUGUCAGUGGAAGAAAGGUUAGGAUGGAUUCUAACCAAUAUGGAGUGAAUGUGGGUUUAUUUUUUCUUAGGUUGCAAUUUUUUUUUUAUUGUGUUGGCUUUUUUUUCUUUGUUUUUUUUUCUU
This is a messenger RNA of Eutrema salsugineum, 990 nucleotides long. RefSeq lists its product as uncharacterized. NCBI's taxonomy places the organism in Eukaryota, Viridiplantae, Streptophyta, Magnoliopsida, Brassicales, Brassicaceae. Bases 1 to 915 code for a protein of 304 amino acids. The record is from RefSeq and is a predicted model, not a curated record. The transcript is spliced from 2 exons.